Molecule: messenger RNA, 3441 nt
Organism: Hypoxylon fragiforme
Lineage: Eukaryota; Fungi; Ascomycota; Sordariomycetes; Xylariales; Hypoxylaceae
Product: WD40 repeat-like protein
Exons: 2
Coding region: 623-2767 (714 amino acids)
Molecular function (GO): protein binding
Source: RefSeq, a predicted model, not a curated record
GGCUGGGUGCAGGCAUUUGGAUAUUUUUAUUUAAAUUUUUUUUCUUACGCUGACCAGUAACCAGCCACGAAACCUGAACGACUCGGGACAUAACAAAUUCAAGGUUCAAAGUUGCAUUUGAAUUUUGAACACUACCCUCCUCACUACAUACCUAACCUAGGGUAGUACAACACGUACGCGACUACACUACCUACCAGUAUUACAUUGGUCGCUACACUGGUCGCUGGUAGUAUACAACGCUACAUCACCUAUAAUUAUCAUUAUCGUCUAAUAACACUCAUUCUUUUUUCGGCUUACCAGCAAAUUUGUUUACUUCCAACAACCAAACCAUCCGUUCUUUCUCUCUCACCUCACUCUCUUAUACUCAUAUCCCCUCUCCGCCUCUCUUUCCUUCCCACGCCGAGGGUUGAAUCGUAUUGUUUCUUCUUUUGUUUCUUUUAUUUUAUCUUUUAUCUUUUAUUAAUGUUCAUCACAUCCCAUCCUUAAUACUUUGUUACAAAGUUUUCGUCUUUUUUUUUUAUACGCACAUCGCCUAAACUGUCGUUAUCUUCACGAUCCUUAGACCUUGUGUGAUCGAUCAAUAUAUCUAACUAAAGUCUUUCACGCUUCUUUGGCCUUCGCCAUGGUCAUGUCCUCUUCCUCCGGUUCCUCGUCGAGAAGACCUGCGACGACAAUGUUCAAUGGAACUGCAGCAUCGUCGAGCGCAAGCUUUUUCUCGCACGACACUGGUAUGGAAACCAGCGACCAACAAGAAGACUGCAUCAGACCGACAACUGCGAAUCCUUUCCGAAAGAGUCGCAAUGGAAGCAACUCAAUGCCGUGGCGCCGCCAUCCGAAAUCCGUUGUCUUGGGCGAGCAUGAACUUUCCCACCAAUUCGGUGAUAUCUCCAUCGAAGAGGGAAAUACUCAAGAAUCACAUGGAAAUAACGAUGUGCCCAAGUCUGGCGAAUCCCUCAAAGGCAAGAUCAGGCGCGCAUCCCUAUCGUUGAAAGGCAUUGUUCGCCGCGAGCGCCGCAGCUCUGAGUCAGCUACCGAAAUGCGACCCGCGACCUCUCAUUCACACUCGCCAUGGCAUAGAUUACGCCAGGCCACCAGCUUUCGACACUCGCGGGCAUCAUGCGGUAAUGCCGGUCAUCUCGAAACGAUAUACUCGCCUCUUGUGACCGAUUUCCCUCACCAUCCUGUCCCUGGCAAUGGCUCUGCGCCCCCAAUCAUUCCUUGGCAUACUGGUGCGGCUGCCAAAGCUGCCGUGGCUCUGCAGAACGAGUCUCUAGGGUUUACACGACAAUAUCACGAAUUAGUUUCCCUUGCCGAGUCUCAGAAUGAUCGUGAGAGCGGCAUUGGCAUUGCCUUUCCAGCCUCUACCUCCCAGCUCAAUGGGCCAAAGGAGCAAGGUGUAUCAGUAAUUAGGAAUGAUUUCAUCGCCCGGCUUCCCUUUGAGCUCGCCGUGCAUAUUCUAUCUUACUUGGACGCCGCUCAUUUAGCAACGGCAAGCAGAGUGUCUAAGCUAUGGCAUCGCGCAAUUCAGGAUCAGCACGUCUGGCGUCAAUCAUUUCUGAGAGAGAAGACAAUUACCUACGCCACUAGCCUUCCUGUCCAGCCUGGCACCAGUUCCGGCGUGCCUUCAAUCCGCCCUGGAAACGAUUGGCAAAAGAUAUACAAAGCCCGGGAAGAGCUUGACAGGCGAUGGAAGAUCGGAAAACAAGCACGUGCUGUCUUCUUGAAUGGCCACAUGGACAGUGUUUACUGCCAGCAAUUCGAUGAGAACAAAAUCAUCACUGGUUCUCGAGACAAGACUAUCCGAAUCUGGGAUAUGCAUACCCUUCAAUGCCGUCUCAUUAUUGGACCGCCAGAUGUAGUCAAUGAUACCUCACUUCUAUUCGACUCGGCUGGUCACCCAACACAUUACGCCUUGUUUCCUGACAAUCAACGUAUAAACGCUUCAGUUCCAGUCACUGUCUCGUUUCCGAUUCACCACAGUGCCUCAAUCCUCUGUCUCCAGUACGAUGAUGAUAUUCUGGUAACUGGCUCCUCGGAUUCUACCUGUAUCAUUUAUAGUGUGCGUUCUGGAUACCGACCUGUCCGACGCCUUCAAUUCCAUACCGCGGCUGUUCUGGACCUGGCAUUUGAUGAUAAACAUAUCGUGACUUGUUCCAAGGAUUGCAGCAUUGGCGUGUGGGAUCGAGCCACGGGCACUCUUAUCAAGCAGCUGAACGGCCAUACUGGCCCGGUGAAUGCAGUGCAAAUGCGUGGGAACACCCUAGUGUCUUGCUCUGGUGACUUCACUGUGAAGCUUUGGAAUAUUGAUAGCGGCAAGGUGAUCCGUGAGCUUGCAGGCCAUACUAAGGGGUUGGCUUGCAGCCAAUUUUCUGAAGACGGUCGAUUUGUUGCCUCGGCUGGAAGCGACAAGGUCAUUCGCAUUUGGAACGCUAACACUGGCGAAUGCCUACACGAAAUCCAAGCACAUGAGAGCUUAGUCCGCAGCCUGCACAUUGACAGUAUCAGCGGACGCCUCAUCAGUGGCAGUUACGAUACCGAUAUCAAGGUCUUUGACAUGGAGACUGGCGAGCAGCAGCUCGAUUUUCCAGGCUGGCAUGCCAGCUGGGUGCUUAGUGCCAAGUGCGACUACCGACGUAUCGUCAGUACCGGGCAGGAUGCCAAGAUCCUCAUCAUGGACUUCGGUGCCGAUGUGCCGAACAUUAGGAUGCUCGAGACUACCCGCAAACAUGAAGUUGCCUGCGAUGUUUCUCGCGCAGGGUUCAUAUAAAAUGGCAGACAAGGGUCGCUAGAGAUCAGAUGGAAAUAAUACCUAAUUACAACCAAUGAGAAUUCAUUGGCCUCGAUAAAACAUUGCAUUGCAGUACACGAGUAUCCAAGAACCCAAGUUUUACGAAUUUCCUUCCCACGACGGUUUCCAGCUAUGCCAGGGGUGAAUCUUCAAAGGUUCCGGUUCAGGAGGAAGGGAAAUGAGCUUGGGGAAGAGGGAGCAUUCAGUUCUGCAAGAUUUUGUGUGCUUUUUAUGGCGAAGCAUGGCGUGGCGUAUAAAGUCCCCACACGGGGUAGGAGACUUAUCAGAUUGUUUCUUCGCGAGAUCAUCGCUCAGACUGGAUUGGACUAUCUGUAUUAGAUCCGAUUUUGCUUGUGAAAAAGGAGGUGGCUGUACAUGUUUAGAUCCAGGAGUACGGACUGGUCGCUUAUUACUUGCUGCAUGGAAGACAUUUUGUCUCCCCACAAACCCCCCUUUUUCUCUUCAUUCAAACCCCUUUUUUUUUAUUAUAUUUGUUUACAAGGCAGUCCAGUUUUAUCCCGUCACUCACACAUACAUCACGCGCCGCAUAUAGAUUUGUAUCAUGGUUUUCAACCACAGUACAUAAUAGAAAUAGAAUUGCUCUCUCACCCUCUGCACUUCAAUACUAAGAGUCAAUUAAUAAUACAUCAUGC